AUGGCCACGAUUAAAGAACUAGAGUCAGAGAUUCAUGGACUCCAAUGCCACGAGGAGAGUUUCGGGAAACAAAGGGCCCGUAUCGACUGGCUCAAGGAAGGAGAUCGCAAUACAAAAUUUUUCCAUUCUCGGGCUAAAGCCAGAUUUAGUGCUAAUCGAAUUGAUAAGCUUAAAAACGAUCACUCUCGUCCGACUUUUGAACAGAUUUCAGAGAUGACCGAUAAGGUGGGAGGGUGUAUCUCAUCGGAAGAGGCAUCUUUGCUCGAUAAUCCUUAUACGGAAGAGGAAGUUCUGGCCGCCUUAAAAAGCAUUGGCCCGUAUAAAGCUCCAAGAGUCGACGGGUUCCACGCCAUCUUUUACCAAACUCACUGGGAGCUUAUUAAGCCAGAUCUUCUUCCGGUUAAGAGGGAUAAGUUAACACUGUCCAAACAUCUCGGUGGCUUGGGUUUUCGAGACUUCUCAAAGUUCAAUCAAGCCUUGCUUGGGAAACAACUCAGGAGGGUCCUUUCGAAUCCGGAUUCGCUUGUGACUAGAGUCCUUAAAUCAAAGAUAGCAGCAAGGCUUGAGAGGACAGCGACGAAAGACUCGGUUCUCAUCGGGAUAAGCAUUCCGAUGGGAUCACGGGACAGCAACAAGGGCAGCAGUUGUGCACGUCUAACGCCCCUGCGGUGGUCCGAGCGUCUGCUCAACGGCGAUAGGGGUGGCCUGCGCGAUGGUGGCAGCCUGUCCGGUCGGAGAAACGGGAUUCGCUGGAGCAACUUGACGAGGGCCUGCGAUCGAGCCGCGACGGGGCUUGCUGGUGUACUUAGCGAGCAGCAACUUCUUAACUCGACUCUCAGUACUAUCGGUUUCGUCGCCGGAGGUCACUGUGAAGGUGAUGGACGAUUGCAAUGA
This is a messenger RNA of Striga hermonthica, 894 nucleotides long. The record is from the annotation of a GenBank genome assembly. NCBI's taxonomy places the organism in Eukaryota, Viridiplantae, Streptophyta, Magnoliopsida, Lamiales, Orobanchaceae.